Messenger RNA from Arabidopsis arenosa, 746 nucleotides. The record is from the annotation of a GenBank genome assembly. NCBI's taxonomy places the organism in Eukaryota, Viridiplantae, Streptophyta, Magnoliopsida, Brassicales, Brassicaceae.
GUUCAAUGUCUCUUUCGUUGAUUUCUGGUUCGAUUCUUAUCUGCCCCGAGCUUCAUCAAUCUCCGUCGUAUUUGAGAAUCUCUUCUUCCCCGCCACUUUCUCUCUCUUCCCCUAGUAAGUCUUCUUUUCCCCACCAGUUUUCUCAAAUAUCACGACCGAUCAAAGUCACCGCGAGAAGCGCCAUGGAGACGACGGCGGCGACUAUUUCCGGCGGUGUUCCCAACAAUACAAUGAAGCUAUUGUUCGUUGAGAUGGGUGUGGGUUACGAUCAGCAUGGGCAAGACGUGACAUCUGCGGCGAUGAAGGCUUGUAAGAAUGCAAUUUCUUCGAAUUCAAUUCCUGCUUUUAGGAGAGGUUCGAUUCCUGGAGUUUCAUUUGGAGAAAUGAAGUUGCAGAUUAAGCUUGGAGUGCCUCAUUCUCUUCAUCAGCAGCUGGAUUUGGAGAAGGUUAAGUCUAUCUUCCCAUAUGGGAAGAUUGUUAAUGUAGAGGUGGUGGAUGGAGGACUGAUUUGCUCAAGCGGCGUUCUAGUUGAAGAAAUGGGUGAUACAAAUGAAGAUUGCUACAUAGUGAAUGUCGCGGUCUACGUUGGCUACUAAGUCUCUGUGUUCUUGACUCGUCGACCCCGAGUUUAACAAUGUCAUCCACAUCGAUAAGAGAGAGAGCAAAUGCAGUUACUUCUAGUUGCAUAUCUUUAUUUCAGAAUCAAUAAUCAAUUUGGUUUGUAGGAAUCAAUAUCUCAAUUUCAG